Messenger RNA from Bactrocera latifrons, 5795 nucleotides. It is a transcript of the gene POSH, whose product is annotated as E3 ubiquitin-protein ligase SH3RF1. NCBI's taxonomy places the organism in Eukaryota, Metazoa, Arthropoda, Insecta, Diptera, Tephritidae. Gene Ontology annotation, molecular function: metal ion binding; protein binding. The transcript is spliced from 7 exons. The record is from RefSeq and is a predicted model, not a curated record. The coding region runs from base 578 to 3721 and encodes 1047 amino acids.
AACUUAAUUCUCUUAUUAGAUUAAAGAGGAAAUGCAUUUUAAAUAAGACAUUUAGUGAAAUAGUAAAAUAGAUGUAGUUAAAGCAGAAAUUAAUGUAUUUGCGUAUAGUUUCUUUUGAAUUGGUUCGAAUCGGAAGCAAAGCAAUAAGUUACCAAGUUGGCUUUAAUUUCACAAGUGUGUGUAUUUUCCGCCCAUUCACUUGACUCGGUUGUCGCGGAAUGCAUUUGCUCAAUAUGUGUAUAUAUGUAUCUGUAUAGGGCGAUUUGUGAAGUGCUAGGUGUCAAACGAAAACAGCAAUAACAUCAAACGCAACGAACUUGUCGAGCAUUACCAGAAUUGAGUUGUACUAGCGGUGAUCAUUACUCAGUUAAGGCAUUGGAAUGGAAUGUGCUGCGAUCAGUUAGAUUUAGUGUAUCGAAACGAAAUGUAUUUAAACCUACUAUCCUUGAAUUAGUAGCAUGCGUAUGUAAAUGUAUGCACAUACAUAAAUAAUAAAGCAAAAACAUAUUUGUAAAAUAUGAAAUUAUCUUAAAGUUUUAAAUAGUUGAAAUAAUUGAUAUAACAAAUAGUGCCUAAAAUGGAUGAACAUACACUAAAUGAUUUGUUGGAGUGUUCUGUGUGUUUAGAUCGUUUGGAUACUUCGUCGAAGGUGUUACCCUGCCAACAUACAUUUUGUCGGAAAUGCUUAGAGGUGAUCGUGUCCAGUCGACAAGAGCUGCGAUGUCCGGAAUGUCGUGUGUUAGUUGAAGUAAAAAUAGAUGAUUUACCACCAAACGUACUCUUAAUGCGGAUACUAGAAGGCAUGAAAAAUGCAGCCGCUAUUAAGACACAACAACAGCAAAAGCCACACACCUCCAAAUCCAGCCCGGAUAUACGAAACGUCAACGACUAUGAGCAACAUCAACAACACCAAACAGUUGACCAUACCCAAAUCCAACAGCAGCAGUUACUGCCAGUCAGUAAAAGCAUAAAUGGUGGUGCCCAACAGCUGCCACAACAUUUUUUACAACAACGACGUUGUUUAUUGCCACACGCUUAUGCACUUUAUGAUUUCGAAUCAUCUGAACCGUCCGAUUUGCAUUUUAAGAAAGGCGAUUUGGUGUUGCUAAAGCGCAAAAUCGACAGUAAUUGGUACGUGGGACAGCUUAAUAACGGCAACGGCUUCAUUUCAGAGGGUACUUUCCCCAUAAAUCACGUGCAAGUUGUUGUACCAUUGCCAACACCGCAAUGUAUUGCAUUAUAUGAUUUUAAAAUGCCGCCGAAUGAGGAGCAAGGUUGUCUGACAUUUAAAAAGGGUACUCUUAUACAUGUUUUGCGACGUGUGGAUCAUAAUUGGGCAGAGGGUUGUAUUGGCAGUUCAAUUGGUAUUUUCCCUAUCGCCUUUGUUGAAUUGAAUGCACUUGCCAAACAGGUGCUUGAAGCAACCUACUUGGUAAGCAAUAUGUCAACGGCAGUAUCGACUGCCCCGCCAGCUAUAGAUAUAGCAGCAUUAGCCGCCAACUAUUCUGCAUCAGCUACAAACAGCGGUAAACAAAUAAUACCACACCAGCUACGAAAUCCCCCGCCAAUGCCACAAAUCGAUAACAAUAAUAGCGAAUCAACAACUUCAUCAGCAUCAGCUUCGAAUUCCUCAUCGAGCGCUACUAGCCCGCAAUCGGUUAGCACUACAACAACAACCACAGCGUCAAAUAGUGGUAUGGCUUGUGUCGGCAUCAACAGUGGCGUAAACUCAACAUCGAUGCCCAGCAGUCCUAAUCAGUCAAUGCCGCCCUCACCGCAGCAUGAAAGUUCCAACCUCAAUAUCGUCAGUGGGUCCAGCUCAGUACGCUUUCGCGAUAAACGUGAAAAGCGUCAUUCUCUAAAUGCUCUCCUCUCAGCUGGCAACUUGCACACAGGUUUGGGCACAGGCGCAACACUAAGCAUACUGCAAUCGAAUCGUCAUUCAGCGGAAAUUUUAAGCGUACCCACAGAAACAAAUUCAGCAGAUAUUGUGCGGCAUACUUCGUGCGACGGCAGUGCGGAAGUACAAGAAGUUAUUAAUGCUGCGAACGCAGCGGUGCCGCAAAGCACGAUCGCACGAGAACAGCAGCAGCAACAACAAAUACACACCCAACAGAUGCAACAAAAGCAGCAACUGCCGCCGCAGCAUACGCAACAACGCGUGAAUGUUUUGAAAACCAGUGUUGUGCAACAGCAUAUACCACCGAGUUUACCUUGGGGUUAUCUCGCACUUUAUCCAUACAAACCACGGAAAAGCGAUGAAUUGGAAUUAAAAAAAGGUUGUGUUUACAUCGUAAUCGAGCGCUGUCUGGAUGGUUGGUUCAAGGGUAAGAACUGGCAAGAUAUUACCGGCGUUUUUCCGGGUAACUAUGUGACGCCACUACGAAGCCGCGAUCAACAACAACUGAUGCAUCAAUGGAAGUAUGUGCCGCUGCAGAGCUCACCGCAUCUCAAUCAAACCACUAUAAAACCCGGCUCAAAUCUUGUGCCAAUUGUUCAGUCACCGCCUGCUGUAACUUCAACAACACAGCGAAUACAUAGUCUGCAUCAACCGCCUGAUUUGCCACCGCGUCAAGUAAGCAGCGCAUUGCCAGUCUCGUCGGUUUGGACAAAACCGCUCGGUCAUACGGUCGAGGCGUUUUUCAAUCGCUAUAGUAAGGCGCAUGAUACCACAAAAGAGCAAAACGUCAAGGAGAAGGAUAGUGGCAAGCAAAAAGAAAAUUUGCCAAAUACAGCCACGCCAACAGCUUCUUCCUCCACCACAUCCAGUGCGGUGCAGUUAAUGAAGCGCUUGGCGCACAUCAAAUCACGUUCGAAAUCUCCGAGUAGUGCAAUCGCACGUCAGCAACAGAAAAGUCCGCACUCACAAUCCGCACAUGACUCGUCACCUACAACUACCAUUGAUGAUUCCUCCAUUCAUAAUAUGAGCAAAAAUUCUAUAUGCAACGCACAGAAAAACAAUCCACAUUUUGCAUCAGCUAAUACGCACGCACAAUUGCAUCCAGUACAUGUGCGCUCUGGCUCCUGCCCUAGCCAAUUGUUGCAGAAUCUACCGAAUGACCCAGCAGCGCUCGCUACACCUGCUGGAAAUACAUCUACAAUGGCACAAAUUCAAGAAAAUAUGCACAAAACCCCAAAACAACAACAACAAGCACAAAUGCAACAAAUCGCAGCACAAAGUGUGGGUUAUGGAUCACAGCAGUUGAGAGGACCUAAAGAACGUCCACACUUGCAAAACGCGCGACAAUCUAUGGAUAAUGCUACCUUGCGUAGCAUUUACAAUUCAUCGAUUCCACAACAACAACAGCAACAAUUGCUUUCUAAUACACCUAAAAAUGUUGGCGAACAACAACAAAUAAUUACCGCAAAUCACCGCAAAUCGCACAGUUUAGAUGCAGCAGCCGCUUUAUCUAGUUCCAACAACGAUUAUGGCACGGUCAGCGGUAGCAAUAGUGGGCAGAACGCAUUGCUUGCGCCAUGCAAUAUAACAGCAGCCGCUGUGGCAGCAAGCGCGACCACCAAGUCAACACAGUGCUCACGUGAAAGCCGUUUCAGAUGUGUAGUUCCAUAUCCACCUAAUAGUGAAAUAGAGCUGGAAUUACAAGUAGGCGAUAUAAUUUAUGUGCAACGUCGUCAAAAAAAUGGUUGGUAUAAGGGCACGCAUGCGCGCACUAAUAAGACGGGUCUGUUUCCAGCAUCAUUCGUUGAGCCGGACAUAUAAAUUAGCAAAAGUAAAAUGGGAAACCAAUUAGAGUGGAAGUUUGUCAAAGUUAAGAUUAAAGUCAAGGUUAUUCGCAUUAGUAGUGUUAGAAUCGAAAUGUUACUAAGUUUAUUUUUCGGUAAAUUGUUGUACAGAAAGUUAAUAAGCAAUUAUGGUGUUUUCGAAAGUUCAAAGUUAACACCCACAAUGUUAUGCGAAGUUCUUUACUCGAUAUGUAAUAAUCGAUAGCAGUAAUUUUGUUUACUUUUUUUUAUUUUAAUUUUUUCCUUAUUCCACACCAGUUAGUUUAUAGCUAUAUCGCAAAAAUAUUAAUUGCAUUAAUGAAGCAUCGAAAUUGUUUACAUAUAUAUUUUAGUUAAAUUUCUUCCAAAAAUUUGUAGUUAAUCGCUGGUCGACGACCACAGUUUUUUUUAUAGUUUUAGAUUUUGUUAAACAAAUUAUUCUUUAAACUUUUUGAAAGUUAAUUAUUAUAGCUUUAGCUACACACAUUGGAUACAAUCAAAAAUACAAGCAUAUAUAAAUAUAAGGUGACUGACUGAGAAGUUGAGCUUAUUAUAAUAAUUUCUAAUUUUCUGUUUGUAAAAGACAUACACGCGUUCUCUUGAAGUUGUUGAUUUUUAGUCAAUGGAGCGAAGUAUUUUUUUUUUUUUUUUUUUUUUAUAGUGGAGGUAAUUGAAGUAUGAUGGCGAAUUAAUUAACUAAAUAAAUGUUUUGCUACUAAGUUAUUUUCAUACAUAUAUUAUUUUUGUAUCAAUAAUUGUAAACAAAGUACUUUUCUUGAAACCGAAAAAAAGCCAGUUAAAUAGCUUAUAAACAAUUAUAUAUUACAUGCAUAAGCAACUAAUGAAUCUGAUUAGAAUAACUAACUAAAUACGCAUAUUUUUGAAACACAUCGUACAUACAUAUAAAAAAGUACAUUUAUUAAAUGUUAGGUUAUGUUAGUCCACAUUGAUAUUGAAUUUGCACAAUUUUCGUUAGAAAUAAGCAAAAAUUGAACAAAAUGUGAGUUAAAUAUUUUUAAACGAGUGACCUUUUACGCAAUUUACUGCAGUUUUGAUACAAUAAUUUGAAAAGGCAAAGUCGUAGAUCCGCUGGAACUUGUUUAAUCAAAAAGCAUGUAACGCGUAAUACAAUGUGAACAAAGCGUUUUGUACUUUAAAUAUGUAACACUCUCGAAUCAGAAAGUAUCCUGCCAUUUUUUAUACUUUUUUACUAUGUAAUUGUAUACAAACUAAUACAUACAUUCAUAAUACAUACUUGUGUAUAUACAUAUACGAAUAUAAAUGUUUUUACACCACGUAUAAGCUUAAGUACGACUUUUAAGUAAAAUAGUUAAUUAGAGUUUUUAUUAUCGAUUUUCCUUGUGUAGGAAAAUAAAAGAUUUACUAACAAACAACGUUGUUUCAUUUGUACAAGCUUUGUCUUCUCUAUAGUAUUCCUAGAACUGUAGAACAAAAAAAACUUUAUAUAAAAAUUUGCAUAUGGAGACUUGAAUCUGAUCUGCUGAUAUAUGUAUAUCGUUGUUGUUGAAGCGGCAAAAAACAUUCCUGAAGUAAUAUCCAGGAAUGGUGCCAAUUUAACAAUCUUUGAUCGUUUAAAAAUACAGGUCCGUUUCGGAUUCUUAGAACCGACUGUUAUGAAACUUCUUCCGAUAAUGACUGUUGCAACAAAUCAGCAACAUCUUGUGAAGAAACGGGCUUCAGAUCGAUAUCACAAAAACACAGAAAAGUGGUUAAGUCUACUCAGUGCAUUACGUUGAUCAUUAAUAUUAUUUAUAUCAUUUAUAGGGUCUUCGCCGAUUGUUGUUGUUGUUUUAACGGUUUCCUUCGCCGUCUUCACCCUUCCCUUUUGGUUGUUACAAACAUAUUGCUAAACUUAAUAUUCCCUAAUCAAGUAUUAUAGCAGAAGUUUCCCUCAUCGAUAAGUAAUAUUAUCUCGAGAAAAUUUGUCUCAAAUCAUAAGCAUGAGCGUUCCUUAGGUUUUGACCGUCGCAUAUUUUCUAGUUUUUAAAAACCAAUUGUGUGUAAUUGUAACAGAACCCUUAAUUUGCGCCUAAAUCCAGCGUUUAUAGACA